CCGGACUGCGCCAAGUUGGGAGCAGCUGUGGGCGCGGGGCCUUCAAGAUGAGGCCGGCGCUCACCCUGUGCCUCCUCUGGCAGGCGUUCUGGCCCCGACCCGGCGGUGGCGAGCACCCCACCGCCGAUCGCGCGGGCUGCUCUGCCUCGGGGGCCUGCUACAGCCUGCACCACGCGAGCAUCAAGCGGCUGGCGGCCGAGGAGGCCUGCAACCUGCGCGGCGGGGCGCUCAGCACGGUGCGCGGAGGCGCUGAGCUCCGCGAGGUGUUCGCUCUCCUGCGGGCAGGCCCGGGGCCCGGAGGGGGCUCCAAAGACCUUCUGUUUUGGGUGGCGCUGGAGCGUAGGCGGUCCCAGUGCACCCUGGAGAGCGAGCCGUUGCGGGGUUUCUCCUGGGUGCCCCCCGACGUCCACGUCGAUGGGUUGGAAAACGAAACGCUGCCGUGGGUGCAGGAGCCCCAGCGCUCUUGCGUUGCGCGAAACUGCGCGGCGCUCCAAGCCGCCGAGGGAGUGGAGCCCGCAGGCUGGAAGGAGAUGCGCUGCCACUGGCGCGCCCACGGCUACCUGUGCAAGUACCAGUUCGAGGGCUUGUGCCCGGCGCCGCGCCCCGGGGCCGCCUCGGACUUGAGCUACCGCGCGCCCUUCCAGCUGCACAGCGCGGCGCUGGACUUCAGUCCCCCGGGGACCCAGGUGAGUGCGCGCUGCCCGGGGCAGCAAUCCACCACGGCCACCUGCAUCGUGGACGGGGUCGGCGCUCGCUGGGACGGGAUACCCUCCGGGGCUGUGCUCUGUCCCUGCCCCGGGAGGUACCUCCGCGCAGGCAAAUGCGCAGAGCUCUCUAACUGCCUGGACGACAUGGAAGGCUUUGUCUGCGAGUGUGCUGCGGGCUUCGUGCUGGGGGAAGACGGACGCUCUUGUGUAACCUACGGAGAAGGACAGCCGGACCCGGGGGGAGCCAAGGGGCCCACCAGGCACCCCCUGGCCACUGCAACCAGCCCCAUGCCGAGGAGAACAUGGUCACCCAGGGGCCCUGAAAAACCAGGAGAGAGGCCCCAGGUCCCUGGACAAGGCAGUUCAGCAACAUCUAUUUCUGAGAUUCCUGGGUGGGGAGCAAAGAGCACGAAGCCCACCCUGCAGAUGUCCCCUCAAGCCAACUCAGAGGCCACCAUCACUUCUCCAGGAAGCGUGAUUCCCACGUCUAAUGCCACGUCUUCCUCUAACAUGCCCAAGGCUUUGGACUCCUCCUCCACCGUGGUCUUCAUACUUGAAACGUCUGCUGACAACAAAUUUUCUCAAAUUUUGUUUAUUUGAGAAUGCUUUAAUUUCUUCUUUAUUUUUGAAGGAUUGUUUUUGUGGACAUAGAAUUUUUAGUUGAUAUUUUCUUUUUAAUGCUUUGAUUAAGUCAUCACACUGCCUUCUGGGCUCUAUAGUUUUUGAUAAAAGUUAGUUCAUUUUUGGAGAGCAUUAUGCUAAGCGAAGUAAGUC
This is a messenger RNA of Myotis lucifugus (little brown bat), 1481 nucleotides long. It is a transcript of the gene CLEC14A, whose product is annotated as C-type lectin domain containing 14A. The coding region runs from base 48 to 1307 and encodes 419 amino acids. Lineage: Eukaryota; Metazoa; Chordata; Mammalia; Chiroptera; Vespertilionidae. The record is from RefSeq and is a predicted model, not a curated record. Gene Ontology annotation, biological process: cell migration. Gene Ontology annotation, molecular function: extracellular matrix binding; extracellular matrix protein binding. Gene Ontology annotation, cellular component: external side of plasma membrane; extracellular matrix. The transcript has 2 exons.